AUGAAUUCUUCAUACCAACUUAUUGAUGAGAAUGACAAAAAGAGUUAUCUUCCUUUAAUUAUUAGUAUUUUUAGUGGCCUCUUCUUUAUAAUUUCAUUAAUUUUAAUAAUUGUUAUUUGGGGAUAUCCAAUUAUUCUUCCUGAUCCAAAACAAAGUAAUGAAGUAGUAAAUUUUUUUAAAACAGUACAAAAGCCAGUAAAUGAAGUUAUGAAUAAUGUUGAUACAAUCACCUUAAGUUUAAAAAGAGCAAAUGUAUUUUCUCAAAUUUUAGCUUCAAAUGUUAACGAAACAAUUCUUCAAAUUAAUAACUCUAUUCAACAAGAUUAUCAAUUAGUGGUUAUUCUUUCUGAAAUUAUUGAAGGUUUUGUUCAAUUUAUUACAAGUAUUAAUAAUUCUAUACUUGGAUUUAUUGUUGAUGAUUCAUUUGUUGAAAAAAUAAUCAAAUUAAAACAACAAUUCCAUUUAUUCUUACCUGAAAUAAAUAUGAUUCAAAAACUCCUUAUUGAUAUUAAUUCAAAUUUUAAGGGAUUUCUUACUGUAUUUGAUUUUAUUGCUUAUAGAAUGGGAUUAGUACAGCAGUACACUAAAUCUUUAAGUCAAAUUUUUGUAUCUCUUAUUAAUGGAGUUGAAUUAUCAAAUAAUAAAGCCCAAUUCAUUAUAAACAGUUGGACUUAUACUAGGUCUAUUCUUACAAUAAUUUGCCUUUUUGUAUCUAUAACAUCGUUGAUUCUUGCAAUUGAAGGAUUCAUUCAUUAUCGUUCAAAAUAA
Entamoeba dispar SAW760 is the source of this 768-nucleotide messenger RNA. RefSeq lists its product as uncharacterized. Lineage: Eukaryota; Evosea; Mastigamoebida; Endamoebidae. The transcript has a single exon. Bases 1 to 768 code for a protein of 255 amino acids. The record is from RefSeq and is a predicted model, not a curated record.